CCCAAGCUUCCCUCUCUCUCUCUGACUCUCUCUCUCUGUCUAUCUUCUGUGUCUCUGUCUCUCUCUUCUCUCUCUCUGACCACUUCCUCUGAACCUCCCUCUGCAUUAGCAGCAGUAGUUGUUUCUUGAGACGCUCUGCUGUGUUGUGUUGUUGCAUCGAUCUUGUGUUGUGCUGCUGCGUGCACAUUCAGAGGAGAUGGACCUGCUGAGCCAGGAGCAGAUCGCCGAGUUCCGGGAGGCCUUCUCCUUCUUCGACAAGAACGGCGACGGCUGCAUUACGGUGGAGGAGCUGGCCACGGUCAUGGGCUCGCUGCAGGGCCAGCGCCCAAGCGCGGAGGAGCUCCGCGAGAUGAUCCGCGACGCCGACGCCGACGGCAACGGCACCAUCGAGUUCGCCGAGUUCCUCGGCCUCAUGGCGCGCAAGACCGCCAAGGACGGCGCUGCCGACGCCGACGAGGAGCUCCGCGAGGCCUUCAAGGUCUUCGACAAGGACCAGAACGGCUACAUCUCCGCCACCGAGCUGCGGCACGUGAUGAUCAACCUCGGGGAGAAGCUGACGGACGAGGAGGUGGAGCAGAUGAUCCGGGAGGCGGACCUCGACGGCGACGGCCAGGUCAACUACGACGAGUUCGUCAGGAUGAUGAUGCUCUCCGACGGACACGGACCGGCCAACCACCACCAGUGAAGAAUCAACCGCACGCACGGCUGCAUCGUGGAUCGGCUACAUGUAGCUAGGCUAGCGUUUCAUUUAGUUCCUCGUCGUCUACCUCGGCUGAUCAACUUUCUCCGUUCUCUCCAAUGGAGGAGAGUUGGAGAAUACUACUGUGGAUCGGAAGAAAUGGGUAUGGAUGGAUCUGUUUGUCAGUGAUUAUCACUCAUUUGUGGUAACUGAUUAAUCAAUUUAUUGAAUCGUCAAACGGUGACGAUUGAUAUCU
Messenger RNA from Phragmites australis (common reed), 935 nucleotides. RefSeq lists its product as uncharacterized. The record is from RefSeq and is a predicted model, not a curated record. The transcript has 2 exons. The coding region runs from base 197 to 685 and encodes 162 amino acids. Gene Ontology annotation, molecular function: enzyme regulator activity; calcium ion binding. NCBI's taxonomy places the organism in Eukaryota, Viridiplantae, Streptophyta, Magnoliopsida, Poales, Poaceae.